Messenger RNA from Prorocentrum cordatum, 1740 nucleotides. Lineage: Eukaryota; Dinophyceae; Prorocentrales; Prorocentraceae. The record is from the annotation of a GenBank genome assembly.
AUGGAGUACGGGGCGUGCGCGUCGGGCGAGGAUGCCAGCAAGGCGCUGAAGCGGCAGCUCUCGAUGGAGAAAGGCCCCUCCGUCUACAAGGUCCACGCCGCGCUCGCGACCGGCUACUGCCUGUUCGCGGGGGGCGCCAUCGUGGGAAAGUUCGGAGUGCACGGCUCUAGCGCCAUCAUCUUCGAGCUCUUCCGGGAGUUCUGGUCUCUGAUCGCGCUGAGCGCAGGCCUCUUCAUUUUCAAAGUGAGCCCCGUGCCGGCGCGGGAAGACGUCCCCACGCUGCUGCUGGGCGGCACAGCGUUUUUCUUCAACCAGGUCUUCUGGUUCGUGGCCCUGAAGCUCGCCGACCCAGUGACGGGUUCCGCGUGGCAGACCUUCUUGCCCAUCUUGACCGCGCUGCUGUCGGUGAUCCUCGGCCAGACCAAGCUGGAGGGGCUGAAGGCCUGCCGCGAGGGCGCCGCGGGAGCACCGCGGCAGGCGCGGGGCCGGCAGGGGGCUGCCGAGGCCGCGGGCGGGCGCCCGCCGCUGGCCGAGCUGGUGCGCCGGCACGGCCUUCCUGAGGUGGACCCCGACCUCCGUCUCGACGAAGGGAUCACCACCAUGGUCAUCGUGAACGUACCCUAUGCGUAUCCGAGGCAGAUGUUGCAGGCGGACAUCAACGAGUGGGGCUUUCCGUACAACUACUUCCAUUGCCCCCAGGACUCCCGCCAGGGGAGGAGCCGUGGCCUGGCGUUUAUCAAUUUCCUGACGCCACUGGCAGCGGCGGCGUUCAAGCGGUGCUUCGACAAGCGCGAGCUCUCCUGCCCAGGAGCCGAGGCCCAGGUGGUCACGGUCCUGCCCUCCAGGCUGCAGGGCCUCGAGAAGAACGCCCAGCUCCACCCCGAGGGCCGGGUUCUCGACCCGCACUGGCAGCUCCACCAGCACCGGCAGCGCACGCGGCAGCUUCUUGCUUCGACAGCAGCAGCAGGCGCCCGCCGGCGGCUUCGACAGCAGCCGGGGAGCCUGCCCCGCCGCGCCCGCGGGGGCGGGCCCCGGCGCCGCGGCCUGCAGCUCCCGGGCGGCCCUCGGCCCCACGCGGCGCCCCCCGCCGUGGCCGCCCGGGGCCGCGCCGCAGCUGUGCAGGCUGUCCCUCUGAGGGCCCGACCGCGCCGCCGUGCCCGGCCUCGCGUCGGGCACGGCCCUCUCCAGGAGGCAGGCUCGAGACAGUCAAUCGGUCAAAAAUGCGAUGGGGACGGUUUCCCGAUUGUUUUAUUAUCGGGGGAGCGUAAGACCCGGGUUUGCCAGGACUCGGGUUCGCCAUCGUUGUUUGACGACCGCGCCUCGGAUUUGCCGUCGGACACGCCCGACCCGGUGCCGGGCCUGGCCCGUGGCGCCCGCCGCAGCCCCCCUGGGGGUCGCACGGCCGUGCGGCACGGCGAUGAUAUUUUUCGGAGGUCCACCGCAUCCGAUCGUUGUGCAGUGUUCUCUUCCCCUCACCCAGUUUGGCUUUCAACAUCUCGGCUUGGCGGGUCGCUCUCUCGAGCCGAGUUUGUCUCGCGCUGCAGGUCGCCUCAGGUUUGACGCAGGGCGCUCGCGCAUCGGUGCUCCAUCCCACGCAUCCUGGUUCAGAGGAGCAAGAGGUCAUCGAAAUCCACGUGUAGAUUUUUGCUUGUCCUCUCGCAGCAGGCUUCCCCGAUGAGCGAUCGCCCGUCGCGCAUUUUCCACGGGAGAAGGAGGAGGCCCGGCAGGAGGCGCAGGAGC